AAAAUAACAAAUCGUGUCUGAAUUUGGAGUUAGGCUGUAAAACGGAUCGAUAUCAAGGGAUCAUCCCUAAAGUUUAGAAACUGAUUUAUAAAGCAAAUAAGGUGCCAGUAGGCUUCGUGGCUAGGCAAAUUAGGCCAAGAAUCCCCCAAGAUCUUAUACUUUGCAAUGUAAAGACAGAAAAAACUGAAUGUACAAACAAGAACACAACAGUUAAUUGCAGAGCAGCAGAGCUAACCAGCAAAUCUCCAUAGCACGACUUAUAAGUUACACCACUCCUUUAAGCUCUUCCUGUUCGGGGGUGGGUUGAUCACAGGAAGAUCCUUCCUCCUCUCGAAAAGACAUUUCACGAUGACUGUCAGCUUGAGCAUGGAGCCGCGGCUGGCAGCAUCGCUGGGUGAGCUACUGCUGUGGGCGGUGGCGGCGGAGAUCCGCCAUGUAGCGAACUUGCUGCUCGGAAGCGGGCCACCGCUUUCUUGCUCGGCAUCUUGCGAGCUGUGGCAACGGUCCUUGUCGGCGGUGGCAGAAGCGGGCGGGGGACUCGUACCCACGAACUUGCUGCUCGGAACCGGGCCACCGCUCUCUUGCUGGGCAUCUCCUUGGCAAGCUUGGGCAGACGCCUUCGUCGACGGUGGGGGUAGGAGUGGGGGUGACGGCGGGGCUUGUACGUGCAGCAGCAGGUAGGGGACUCGUACCCUCGAACUUGUUGCUUGGUCGACACCUCUUUGGCGAGCCUGGCAGUCGUCUUCGUCGACGGUGGAGGCGCGGACAGGGGCUUGUACACUGCAGCAGCGGUCGGGGGAGAAGUCGACGGCAGGGACUGGGAGGGGUCGAUCCAUGGUCUCCGAUGGAGGAGGUCAAGAAUGCAAAAAGAGCAGGUUGGCGAGAAUUUUAGCCGACGGCUAGCCGGGCUCGGGCAGGGGAUUGGGGAAGAUUUGACUCGGUUCCCAGUGCUUGUGCUUUACGCUUUCAACAGUAACACUAUGUCUGUCAACGAAAUACGUUAGAUGUCCAGGAAAACACAAAUUCGAAGGCCGGAGGCGUAAAGCUGCGAAAACCGUUUUGCCGAGGGACAACAAAAUCGUACCCCCUCCCCUUCUGCUCGACGGCUCCCGGUGUGCGCCUUCACCAUGGAGACGCGCGGCAAGAGGCUCCUCCCCGUUCUCCUGGCCCUCGUCGCCGCGGCGGUCGCUCCGCCCGCGGUGUCCCGUGACGGGAGGGAGGUGGUGGAGGUGUCCGGCGCGCCGGACGGGGUGGUGUGGGUGGCCCAGCUCUCGGAUCUCCACUUCAGCGUGCACCACCCGGAGCGCGCCUACGACUUCCGGCGGUAUGUGGGCCCGGCGCUCGCCAUGGUGAACCCCGACCUCGUACUGAUCACCGGGGACCUCACGGAUGGGAAAAGCAAAGAUCUGCUAACAAUGAAGCAGAACGAGGUUGAAUGGGCAGAAUACGAAAGUACAAUUAAUGAUAUCAUUCAAAUCAGCAAGCUUCCAAGAAGAAUUUUCUAUGAUCUGAGAGGAAAUCAUGAUAGCUUUGGUGUACCGGCACCUGGUGACAACUAUGACUUCUAUCAGAAGUAUAGCAUCAAUGCCAAGUUAAGACGGCAGGGGCGUGUCCAAAGCAUUACUUUGGAGAAUAAUGGUCGGAAGCAUCUAUUUGUUGGCUUUGAUAGCACUAUGGAGGUUGGUCUUAGAGGCCCAACCAAUCUAUUUGGCCAUCCAACUGAUAAGCAGCUUAUCGAAUUGGAUCAAGCAUUGUCGCAGUGGGAUACUGAUUUUGACAAGGCUCCAGUGACGAAAAUUGCAUUCGGGCACUUCCCAUUGUCUUUCUCAGCAUUAACAGAGUCAGGAAAAAGUAUCAAGGAUGUUUUUCUAAAGCAAUCAUUGGCCGCAUACUUGUGUGGGCAUCUUCAUACAAGGUUCGGGAAGAACUUGAAACGAUACUACCAUCGAGCAGUCCAGGAAUCAUCAUUUUCAGAACAUUAUUACCAAUUUAACAUGCACCAAGGAUAUGCAAUCCAGAGUAAUAAGGAAAACUGUUCUGAAGAAGCAGCUCACAUUGAAGAGUUCUGGGAAUGGGAGAUGGGAGAUUGGAGAAAGAGCAGAAGUAUGAGGAUACUAGCAAUCGAUGAUGGUUACGUCUCCUAUACUGAUAUAGAUUUCAGAUUGGGCUCAAAGAGCAUAAUCAUACUCCCUACCUUUCCCCUUGAUUCAAGAUUCAUGCAGAGAGCUUCUGCUUCUCGUGAUUUCAAAUGCCAUAUCAGGGGGCCGUCUACUUUCGAUACAGCGAGGGCUCUUGUAUUCUCUAAACAUGAGAUAGUCUCUGUUUCUGUAAAGAUAUAUGACUCAAGACCAGGAACUCUUGAAGUAGUCUUUGACUCUGAAAUGAAAAGGGUGGAUUCCAAUGAAACUAGGGGGCAUAUGUAUAUAGUACCAUGGAACUGGAGGGCAUUUGAAGAUCCCUCUCCCAGCCGAUAUUGGCUUCAAAUUGAAGUGAUGGAUAUAACAGGUGAUGCAAGUUUCAGCCAUUUGAGACCAUUCUCUGUUAAUGGCUUGACUGCAAGAGUGAACUGGACGUGGAAGGAGUUUUUUGUGAUUGGUAUUCAGUGGGCUUCAAUAUAUCAUCCUGCACUGUGGUGUGCUCUUUCUCUGAUAUUGUCCUUGCUUCUUGUACCACAAGUUUCAGCUGUGGUAUUCAAAGAUCAGUUCACAUAUAAGUCUCUAUACACAAAUGGUAGUCAGAGGACAUUGUUAACGUCUUUAGUUGGUGGUUUCAUCUGGCUCUUUGUUGAACUGGCCAGGGUGAUUCUUGUGUGGUUUUUGCUCUUGGUGUACACUAUCUAUUUAGUUUUCUUACCAUGGCUAUUUGGUCACCCUAUUACUGAGGAUGAUAAUCUCACAUACAUGACACGUAGAGGUUGGAUUCUUAAAAGACCCAACAGUGGCAACGAAGUAGUACAUACUGGGAUUCCAGAUGUCAUGGUCAUUGUUCUACCUCACUUUUGUUUUGUGUUAUUACCCACAAUUGUGAUUUUAGCUGCCAUGUCUGCUGAGAGAACGGCAUAUCGAGAGCAUUAUCUUUCUUGGUCAGGAAAGAAGAAAGAUGAUUACUACCAAAAGAGCAGGAGGCAGAUAGAACAUGAAAAAUUUUGGAAUGGUCGCUGGAUUAGGAAAUUUCUGUGUCUUCUUUGCCUGGUGGUUCUAUGGAAACAUUGGAAGAGCUCUUGUGAAGGCUUAUGCUAUGAACCCUUUGCUCCACUCGCCUGUGCUCUUCUUCUUCAUUCCUGCCCUCAUGGGAUUUGCCAUCUACAGGACAUCUUCCAUUUAGCUGUUUGGGAGCUCGGAAGGUGUGAUAUACUAGAUUGUCCUACAAAUAGAUCAUCUUAAGGUGUCCCGUGUAGCCAUUGCACAUGGAGCUUCUUUCUGUGAAGACUGAAGUACUAUAACUCACAACUGAAGGUGUGCUACCUCUAUUUUUUUUCUCUCCUUCAGAGAGCAGAUUGUUAGAUUCUCUAACAUACAUAAAGAUGUUGUCAGCACUGCGUUGCAUAUAAAUGAGAGACUACACGACGUUUCAUUAGAAUGAACAGUUAUGAGAAAGAAAUUGUACUGCUCAAUAUAAUUUUUUUCAUAGUUCU
Molecule: messenger RNA, 3634 nt
Organism: Setaria italica (foxtail millet)
Lineage: Eukaryota; Viridiplantae; Streptophyta; Magnoliopsida; Poales; Poaceae
Product: putative metallophosphoesterase At3g03305
Exons: 4
Coding region: 1128-3383 (751 amino acids)
Molecular function (GO): hydrolase activity
Source: RefSeq, a predicted model, not a curated record